Messenger RNA from Megalops cyprinoides (Indo-Pacific tarpon), 975 nucleotides. Its product is annotated as tumor necrosis factor receptor superfamily member 9-like. Gene Ontology annotation, molecular function: cytokine binding; signaling receptor activity. The coding region runs from base 163 to 975 and encodes 270 amino acids. Lineage: Eukaryota; Metazoa; Chordata; Actinopteri; Elopiformes; Megalopidae. Gene Ontology annotation, cellular component: external side of plasma membrane. The transcript has 8 exons. Gene Ontology annotation, biological process: regulation of cell population proliferation. The record is from RefSeq and is a predicted model, not a curated record.
UGCGACAAGCAUCCUCAGGAGCGGGUCUCUACAACGCAAAGACAAGACAAAUCAGGAGGCGCCCUGUCAGACCAGAGGCCAAGAGCUGCUGGAGAGAGAGACUCGCUGUUCUGCUUUUUAUUCGAGUCCAGUGCGCGUUUGCCAGUCGCCAAAGGGACAGAUAUGUGGCAGGUCUUGGGAGUGCUCCUGCUUGCGGUGGGAUUCCUGGGCAGUGUCUGCGGCGUGGAAAAGGGCUGUCAGCUUUGGGAGAGCGGGGCCAAUGGGAAUGUGUGCUGUACACUCUGCAGGCCAGGAAACCGCCAAGUAACAAGGUGUGGCCCGGACCCCAAAGAGCUGUGUGUCCCCUGUGAAGAUGAAACCUACACUGAUGUCCCGGGAGUGUCUGUCUGCCAAAGCUGCACCCAGUGCAUAGGUUUGCAAAAGGUGAAACAAGAAUGCACCAGCUCCUCGAACACUGUGUGCGACUGCCAGGCAGGGUACCGCUGCGGGGGCACCGGGUGCUCCUUCUGUUACGAGGAGUGUGGGAAGGGGCAGCAGCCUUUACCCAACAGGACCUGCCAGGUGUGUCCCCUGGGGACCUUCAAUGACAAGAUCCACAGCAAGUGUGUCCCAUGGAGUAAAAGUUGUCCUCAGUCAAACCAGAAAAUUGUGAAGAAUGGCACCGCCGUCAGUGACAUAGUUUGCACCCCCGAGUCGACGGAAAACAAAGAUGGAAUCGAGUGGACGGUGGCAGCCAUUGUGGGCAUCUGUUUGUGCCUCGUUAUCAUAGUGGCGCUUGGCCUGCUCGUCACACACAUGAAGAGCAAGAAGCUGAAGAUGACCGUGGAGGAGGCCAUGCCACAGACCAAAGACGGCCUUAGGUUGGUGGUGAGGCAGGAGGAGUGCAGCUUCUGUUUCCCCCAGCAGGAGCAGGGAAGCAGCCUGGAGUCUGUGGCCUCCCUGGAAUCCAAGCAGAAACUCCUGGUCUCUGUGUGA